Molecule: messenger RNA, 979 nt
Organism: Homarus americanus (American lobster)
Lineage: Eukaryota; Metazoa; Arthropoda; Malacostraca; Decapoda; Nephropidae
Exons: 7
Coding region: 14-979 (321 amino acids)
Source: RefSeq, a predicted model, not a curated record
UAGAGAGGCGGCGAUGGUAGUGACGUCCCUGGUGUUGUUGGUGGCUGCUGGGGUGUGUGUGGGAGUCGUUCUGUUACCAACGCCUGAUGGUAAACAAAGUACAUCGUCAUCGGUGCUGGGUGUGGUGAAGGAGGUGUUGGCCACAUUGGCAUAUUCCAAAUUCUCAGUCUUUUUCCUCACAGACGGCAGCACAUCUGCAUCCACCAUUUUCAAGUUGGAAGAGGAGCUGCCUAUUCCCGGAGGUGUUGGUGUUUUUGAGGUAGUGGUGGAGGGUCAAUAUAUUGACAAUAUAAACACGCAGCUCUCUCAUGUAAUCUGUGUAAUAAAACAGCUGCGGCAAAUGUCAUCACACACGACAAUUGUGCUCAUCAGCGACGACCCAGCCUUCCUCGCCGCCUUCGCCGAGUGGUCCCUCAAGAGCCGCCUCCUGGUGUGGUCGACGAGGCUCCUCGCCGUCACCCACCUGCCCCUCGAGAAGCUCCACCACCUACAGAGGGCAUUUUCCAAGAUUAAUGCCGUGUUGGCCAUUAUCAACGAUGAUUCGACGAACCACCGAAAUAUUCUCAUAGACUUUUAUGAGCAAUGUGUCGGGAAAAUAUCAGUAUUGAUGAAACCUAUGAGAUAUUAUGGAGAAAGACCUGCAUCACUUGCAGAUGCAACGUCUGUGCACGUCACUCCUACUUACUCUGCCAUGAACGCCAGUGUAGCAUGUACGUGUACCUGCCCUACAACCCAAUGUGACCAGGCGUUCCAAGUAGGCCUCCUGGACGCCCCACCGGCCUUGUUCUCAUCACUCACCUCCGCUCUUCCUGAAAAGUUCUCCAAGUUUCCUCACAGACCAUCUCUGCUAGCGGCAUCGGAGGUGAACCCCUUUUAUAGAAUAAUUACCGUACAGGAUCCUGGAGUUCCUGGAGGACAAAAGUUCGAGUUUAGGGUUCCCGUUCCGAAUCUGAUGGACUACCUUGCUAAAAGCUCUUAA